AUGUACCGACCGGUAGGAUCGACUCCUCACACAACGGAAUUCGGCUUCGAUUGUUCAGCUGUACCGGUAUGGGUCCUUGACCUAUACCCGUACCCGUACCGUCCUCCUUUCCAACUAUGCCUUGCCGUCCAGCUGGCCGCCGAACAGAGGCGCAGAUAG
Molecule: messenger RNA, 159 nt
Organism: Plenodomus lingam JN3
Lineage: Eukaryota; Fungi; Ascomycota; Dothideomycetes; Pleosporales; Leptosphaeriaceae
Source: RefSeq, a predicted model, not a curated record